This is a messenger RNA of Zingiber officinale, 6330 nucleotides long. RefSeq names its product histone acetyltransferase HAC1-like. Gene Ontology annotation, biological process: positive regulation of transcription by RNA polymerase II. Gene Ontology annotation, cellular component: histone acetyltransferase complex; transcription regulator complex. Gene Ontology annotation, molecular function: histone acetyltransferase activity; zinc ion binding; chromatin DNA binding. The transcript has 17 exons. The record is from RefSeq and is a predicted model, not a curated record. NCBI's taxonomy places the organism in Eukaryota, Viridiplantae, Streptophyta, Magnoliopsida, Zingiberales, Zingiberaceae. The coding region runs from base 675 to 5825 and encodes 1716 amino acids.
AAAUCUGAGCGCAGGGCGUCGGGUAGACUGCUGGGGACGCGUAUUGUUGCUCACGUGUUUGACGGCUAGGGAGAUUGCCGUGGUCUCCGAUCGGACCUCAAAUCGGCGGUGGGCAAAUGUCCCAAAAAGGAAAGACGGUGAAUGAAUUUGAGGUUUAAGAAAUUGCUGAUCGGAGGAGGAGCUUUCGUCCGAGCGUAGUUAAGUCGAUUAAUCUGGAAAGAGGGAGGAAGCGACCGCAGGAGGAAACGGAGAGGAAGAAAGCUCGCCGCGCGCGUCUGCAUUAUUUUCUCGAAUUCCAAGAAAGGGAUCGAUAAGCAAGGUGCAGGCAGCUGCUCUUCGGAUCGUCGAUUAGCGUCCGGUGGGUUCUUCGACAAACAACCGUCCGGGGAUUUGGGUUUCUCCCUCCGACUGCUGACGUCGGAGUGCGCCCCGCCGCUCUAGCUGCUGACGGCAGCAUAAGGCAACCGGCGACCGUGGUCUCCCUAGGUAAACAGAAGCUUGAUGGUCUGAACAGCAUGCUGCUAACGACCUUUUCUCACCAUGAGUUGGGUGUGAUUCUUCCUCAGUGAAAUCUUGAGCCUACCUUAGGUUGUACGCUGAUUUAUCCAGUUGUUGACAGCUAUGCUUGCUGCUGGUAAAUCUUGAGGAACAUUGUACUAAAAUUGUUUGGGAAGAUGAAUGCUCGUGCACAUUUGCACGGGCAGAUCUCUAAUCAGAUGUCUGCCCAAACUAGCACACAAAUAUCUGCUUCAUCACAGCAGAUUGGAAACUUAAUGGUGCAUCAAAUGCAGAACCUUGGACCACGACCUGUGGAUUCAGAACUUCAAAAUGGUCGCGCUGCUAUGCGGAGAAAUAUCUUCAAUAUUCUUCAAAAAAGAAACCAAUCAAGUCCUGAGUGGUCCCCAAGGAUACCUGAGCUUGUUAUGCGUAUUGAAGAUCGUAUCUUCAAGGAUAUUGCCGCAAGGGAAGUCUAUUUGAGUUUAGCGAUGGAAGCAUCAGAGCAAUGCCUAUACCCUAUUGUGAAGCGUGUCCUUAACAACUUUCUAUCAUCACAUCAUAAUGCAUCGUUAUCUUCAGUCAGUAUGAUUCCUACGCCUGGUAUGUCAAGCAGUGGAAGCAACAAUAGUGGACUUUCAGUUAAGUCAGAUCAUCCUACAUUUUCCACCAGCAAUACCAAUGUUGUACCUCAAACUAUUUCAAGUACUGUCAGCUUACCAUCAACUGCACAUGGUCCAACUGAUAAUGGAAAUAAUACAUCUUCAAAUGCCUCAGAUGGAACAAUUUCUAAUGGCUACCAGUUUCAAUCAUCCAACUUUGCUCUAGCUUCUGGUAGUAUAAUGUCUUCCAUUCCUUCAACUAAUGUACCAAGACAAUUUAGUCAAAUGAUACCAACACCAGGAUUUAAUAGUCAGCGGACUGUAUCUGCAAAUUUUGAAUGUUCUAAUGGAGGAUUAUCUAGCACUGAAUUUAAUAUGUCUCCACAAUCUCUGCAGCUUAAGAAAUAUGUGGAAAGUCAAAAUAUCCACACAUUGCAUAAUCUUGGUUCUCAAAUAGGGGCUGGAAUGAGGUCCAAUAUUCUUCAAAAUGGUUCCCCUUGUGGAUUAUCUAAUGGACUUGCAAACGAUGCAUUGGGAUUUAUUGGGAACAACAUACAACAAAGUGGCCCUGCAGCCUCUGAGGGUUUCCAAAGCCCAAUUCCUUAUUCUAGUUCCUCAAAGUCACUAUAUCAGAAUUUGGAUCAGCAACAUCACCAAUCACGGAUGCCAACAUCAAUGUCACGGCAAGGGCUACCUGUCCUGAGCAGUAGUUAUACAGUGAAUACGGACAAUAUAUCUCAUUCUCAGACCUUUCAUGAACGGGAUUCCUCUAGCUUAUCUUCUAUAAGUAACAUAAAUUCUGUUAUGGAUCAGUCAAGAACAAACCAAGGAUUACUCAACCAUCAUGCAGGUUUUCAUGCGGUGCAACUUCCUCUUGAUGACAAACCUCAAUUGCUUGUUGAUCAAUCUGUCAAAAUGAAUUAUCAAUCAACUCAUUCUAUUGGAGUAAAUCUUCUUCAGUCGCAACAGGAUGUGCAACAGUCUAAUCAAACUUGUGCACAAAUUGUUCAGAGCCAACAUCAGUUACUGCAAAAGCAUCAACAAAACAUGCAGAACCAACAUCAACUGAUACCGAAGAAUGACCCUUUGAGACAGUCCUCAUUAGCCUCACAUUUUGGUGAGCAAUUAAUAUUGAAUGUCACCUGUUCGAACACAUUUUUCCCAUCAGCCACUCAACAAGUCCACCCUCCAGAUUUACAGACCCAGUACCAGCAACAUUAUUCUGCUGAAGUUCAAGAUAAAAGUGUUCAAGUUUUAGGUCCUUUGCCCAACUCUAAAGAUUUUAGUGUUUCGAUUUCAAAGGAUUCUCAGCAGCUGUUGCACUCACACCAGCAGCUUAAUGGAUUUUCUAACAACUUUAGUUGUGUAUCUAGUGGAUCACAAGUGGAGGAACUCCUGCAGUUUCAGUGUCAUCCUCAACCAAUUCAGCAACCCAAGGCCACAGAUAAAUUAUCAUUCCAACAAAUCCAGGAAGAGCUUCAUCAAAGAUUGUCUGGGCAAAACAAAGCUCAACAACCUCUUUGCUCUGCUCGAGAAUUAGAUACUGCAAACAGAGAAUAUAUGAAGCAACCAAACUAUUUAAAACAACAGAGAUGGUUGUUGUUUCUACAUCAUGCUCGCAGGUGCCCCUCGAAAAAGGGAAUGUGCAAAGAAGCUAACUGUGUGAAAGCUCAGGAGUUGAUUAUGCAUAUGGAUACCUGUAGCAGUGAUCUGUGCAAAUUUCCUCGUUGUUUUCCAUCUAGAAAACUUGUCAAGCAUAUUUGUAAGUGUACAGCAGGUGAUUGUCCUGUCUGCAUUCCUGUACGUGAUCGGAUAGCUCAAAAUUAUAAGGUACAUUCCCAUGCAUUGGCUGAGAUAUGUCUGUUGUCUGAAAUAAAAAGAGAUGCUGAUGGAAUGAAAGCAGAGAUAGCGCCUUCUGAAGUUUCUCAGAACAAUCAACCAGUAUCUAAGCGGAUCAAGAUCGAACACAUAUCACCUAUUUUUCCUAACACUGAAUCUACCUUAAUCCCUGUCACUCCUGGAAAUCAACAUUAUGACUUCUGGGAGGUGCAAGACUCAGAGUGUAAACAAAAGAUUUUUGCUAACUCUGACCUCAAUGUGAAGAUGGAUGAGCCUUUUGGUAGUGGGCAGGAAAAAUUGCCCGUAUUUGACAGUACUAUUAAGGAGAGUGUAAUUUUGACUGGCUGCGAAAAGAAUCCUAAUGUUUCUAGAACUGUUGGCUCUUGUGUCCAUCAAGAAGGUACUGCAGAUGAUAAAUUGUUGAAUCAUGCUGCUGCAGAAAUCAACCAGGACUUAGCUAACCAACCAACUGAUCAAGUAACUGGAAAAUCAGGGAAGCCAAAGAUACAAGGUGUUUCGUUGAUUGAAUUGUUCACUCCUAAGCAAAUUAAGGAGCAUAUAAUUGGUCUGAGGCAAUGGGUUGGCCAGAGUAAGGCCAAAGCUGAGAAGAAUCAAGCGAUGGAACGGUCAAUGACUGAGAAUUCUUGCCAACUUUGUGCAGUGGAAAAACUCAAUUUUGAACCCCCUCCAAUCUAUUGUUCCCCAUGUGGCGCCCGAAUAAAGAAAAAUGCACAGUAUUAUACAGUUGGAAGUGGUGAUGCACGGCAAUACUUUUGUAUCCCAUGUUAUAAUGAUGCUCGUGGUGACACUAUAGAAGCUGAAGGAUCUGUAUUUGCAAAGGCAAAGCUUGAAAAGAAGAGAAAUGAUGAGGAAACGGAAGAAUGGUGGGUGCAAUGUGAUAAAUGUGAAACUUGGCAACAUCAAAUAUGUGCUCUAUUCAAUGGCAGAAGAAAUGAUGGAGAAGCAGAAUACACUUGCCCUAAUUGCUAUAUGGAGGAAAUAGAGAGAGGUGAGCGCAAGCCCUUACCACAGAGUGCUGUUCUUGGUGCAAAGGAUUUGCCAAGAACUAUCCUCAGUGAUCAUAUAGAACAAAGGCUUUUCAAACGGCUGAAACAUGAGAGACAAGAAAGAGCCAAGCAGCAGGGAAAAUUUUUUGAUGAGGUGCCAGGGGUAGAGAAGCUAGUAGUUAGAGUUGUAUCAUCUGUUGACAAAAAAUUGGAGGUAAAACAGCGAUUUCUAGAAAUGUUUCAGGAGGAAAAUUACCCUAGAGAAUUUCCAUAUAAAUCCAAGGCUAUACUGUUAUUUCAGAAGAUAGAAGGCGUAGAAGUAUGCUUAUUUGGCAUGUACGUUCAAGAAUUUGGUUCUGAUUCCCCUUUCCCCAACCAGCGACGUGUAUAUCUUUCUUAUUUAGAUUCUGUGAAGUACUUCAGGCCUGAAAUCAAAACAGUGUCUGGAGAAGCUCUACGUACAUUUGUUUAUCAUGAAAUUCUGAUUGGAUAUCUUGAAUAUUGCAAGAAACGUGGAUUUACUAGCUGUUACAUUUGGGCUUGUCCUCCUUUAAAGGGAGAAGAUUAUAUACUGUACUGCCAUCCUGAGAUUCAGAAGACACCUAAAUCUGACAAACUGAGGGAGUGGUACUUAUCUAUGCUCCGAAAAGCUGCAAAGGAGAAUAUUGUUGUUGAUCUGACGAAUUUGUAUGAUCAUUUCUUUGUAACCACCGGGGAGUGCAAGGCCAAAGUAACUGCAGCACGUUUGCCAUAUUUUGAUGGAGAUUAUUGUCCUGGUGCAGCUGAGGAUAUCAUCAAUCAACUUCGUCAAGACGAAGAUGGUAGAAAACAAAUGAAGAAAGGAAAAAACAAGAUGACACUUACAAAAAGGGCCUUGAAAGCUGCUGGUCAUACUGAUCUCUCUGGAAACACCUCGAAGGAUGCUUUGUUGAUGCAAAAGCUUGGCGAAACCAUAUCCCCUAUGAAAGAAGAUUUUAUAAUGGUUCACUUGCAGCAUAGUUGCACACAUUGUCGCAUCCUAAUGGUAUCUGGGACACGAUGGGUUUGUAAUCAAUGCAAAAACUUCCAACUUUGCGACAAGUGUUAUGAAGUUGAAGGAAAGGUAGAUCAAAGAGAAAGGCAUCCUACUAAUAGUAGGGAAAAGCAUAUGCUAUAUCCAGUUGAAAUUAGGGACGUUGCUGAGGAUACGAAGGAUAAAGAUGAUAUACUAGAAAGUGAAUUUUUUGACACUAGGCAGGCAUUUCUGAGUCUUUGUCAAGGAAAUCACUAUCAGUAUGAUACUCUGCGCCGUGCUAAGCAUUCAUCAAUGAUGAUCUUAUAUCACCUCCAUAAUCCUACUGCACCUGCAUUUGUGACCACAUGCCACGUUUGCUAUCAUGAUAUUGAAACUGGUCAGGGCUGGCGAUGUGAAAUUUGUCCAGAUUUUGAUGUAUGCAAUGCUUGCUAUCAGAAGGGUGGCAUUGACCAUCCUCAUAAGUUGACUAAUCAUCCAACAAAUGCUGAACGCGAUGCACAAAACAAAGAAGCUCGAGCAAAGCGAGUUUCACAGCUUCGGAAAAUGCUUGAUCUUUUGGUCCAUGCUUCCCAGUGUCGAUCUCCACAGUGCCAAUAUCCAAACUGCCGAAAAGUUAAAGGCCUUUUUCGUCAUGGUCUUCAAUGUAAGACGCGUGCUUCAGGUGGUUGUGUUUUAUGCAAGAGGAUGUGGUAUCUCCUCCAAUUGCAUGCUCGUGCAUGUAAAGAGUCAGCAUGCACUGUACCUCGAUGCAGAGAUCUGAGGGAACACUUUAGAAGAUUGCAGCAGCAAUCUGAUUCCCGGCGUAGGGCUGCAGUGAUGGAGAUGAUGAGACAGCGUGCAGCUGAGGUUGCUGCAAACUCCGGAUAACAAACUGUAAAAAGAGGAUUUUGUUAACUCCUUUAUAUUUCAUUCCAUUUAUUGAACAAUGCUGUAUGGAUUGGCAGUCAGCAGGGUUUCGGCAAAUCUGAAUCAGAUCAAUGAAACAAUGGCAUGAUACGAUCAGCUUGUACAAAAUGGCUCUCCCACCUCAUCUGCUGUAUCUGUUGCAUGUUCAGUACGGCGCUAACAGAUCCUGACAACAUCCCAAAUUUAUUGGUCGAUCUAAGCUGCUGGAGGUGGUACUUUGAUUUGUCAUGCAGCAGCUAGCUCGUCAUCUUCCACGGAUGGUGGUUGUAUUAUAGGUGUUGUUGUAAUUCACCUUUUCUAGCUCUAAAAUAAUCAUAUUUAGUUUCGAAAUUUUGUGCCUAAUUGGAGGGUUUAGAGAGAAAUGGGGAUGAACGGAUCUUGCACUUGUUUGUGCCCGCCCCUUUUGUACAGAUGUAUUGCCACUUGAAAAAUGAAAUAAGAGGGAAUCUCCUUGUCCUCUUUUACA